Molecule: messenger RNA, 1668 nt
Organism: Vicia villosa (hairy vetch)
Lineage: Eukaryota; Viridiplantae; Streptophyta; Magnoliopsida; Fabales; Fabaceae
Product: transcription initiation factor TFIID subunit 14b
Exons: 6
Coding region: 92-925 (277 amino acids)
Biological process (GO): regulation of DNA-templated transcription
Source: RefSeq, a predicted model, not a curated record
CUGUUCUGUGUAAUUUUUGCUGACAGAGACGAACCCUAGAACCAGAUACUCAGAUUCAGAUUCGAUUUCCGUGACAAAUUCCCAAAUUGACAUGCCCAACACCUCAUCCUCGAAAAAGCACGGUCAAGAUCAGCCUGAAUUUACUGGUCCCAUCCCUGUAUCUCUUCGAACCAAAAUGGGCAAAUCCGAAGACAACGAUAAGAAGAAUUCAAGUAAGAAAGUCAAAGAUGUAGAAAUAAGUGUUCCUAUAGUGUAUGGGAACAUAGCAUUUUGGCUUGGGAAAAAAGCUAGUGAGUAUCAAUCGCAUAAAUGGACUAUAUAUGUUCGUGGAGCAUCGAACGAGGACCUGGGGGUUAUUGUAAAGCGAGCUGUUUUUCAGUUGCAUACUAGUUUCAAUAAUCCGACGAGGGUUGUGGAUGCACCUCCUUUUGAGUUGUCGGAGGCAGGAUGGGGAGAAUUUGAAAUUGCAAUCACACUUUAUUUCCACAGUGAUGUUUGCGACAAGCCUUUGAACUUAUAUCAUCACUUGAAGUUGUAUCCAGAGGAUGAAAACAGUUCCAUGUCCACAAAGAAGCCUGUUGUUGUGGAAUCUUAUGAUGAGGUAGUUUUCCCCGAUCCCUCUGAAGCUUUUUUAGCUCGUCUGCAGAAUCACCCAGUUGUGAACUUGCCAAGAUUACCUCCUGGGCUUACCUUACCUCCUCCCAUUCCAGUUGAAGAUGCAAGUAAAAGGAGGAGAGGCGAUACCAAAGAUAAUCCCUUAAGCCAAUGGUUCCUGAAUUUCUCUGAAGCAGAUGAACUCUUACAGCUUGCAGCAGCUCGUCAACAGGUUCAAGCUCAUAUCUCGAAACUCAAACGACAAAUAACUUCGAUAGAUGGACAACAUAAGCAGCAACAGCAGCAGCUUAAAUCUUCUUCUGACCAAUAGAUAUACAAUUAGAACUUUGAGAUUUAUUUUCUGAUUAGUCAGAAUGCUGUUGAAUUGAUUAAAUCUUCCUCAUCAGCUACCUGUUUCUUCAGUUGUAAUGUAGUAAUUCAUUUCAUUUUUGUCCGAGGCGUUAAAAUUGUAUAAGAUUAAUUAAUAAGCAGCCAAUUUGUAUGGCUUAACUGAUAAAAGAUUAACAAAUUCCAUCUGUCUUUUUUGUUAACUAUAAAUAUACAUUGAGUAUAGCUGUUAUAUCAUAUUGACAUGAACUGAGUAAUAAAUAUACUAGUGGUUGAGAUAGUACCAUUACUUUCAGCCGUUUAAUUUUGGUGUGUUUUGUCAUUUCACAUCACAAGUGAGGUUCAUAUGCUGAUGUUCUUCUAUGAAGGUGCUAUGAGCAGACCAAGAUAUACAAGUAGUGAGUAGGUACAACAAUGUAUGGAUGUUAAUUGUUAACCAAGGAAGGUCCCUUUCUAUUGAGGCAAGGAGUGAAUUCAGGAAAGGCCCUUUAGUACUCUGGCUAGUACUUGAAAUAAUUAUCAAGGGACCUACUUUCCCACCUCUCUUCUUAAAAAUCUCUUAUAGUUUUGGAAGUUAAGUUUUAGGCCACACAAUUUUAUUUUAUUUUUUGGUCUAGUAGUCCAAUAGUCUAAUUUUGAUUUUCACCAUAAGUGAGAUGUUGUGGGUUUGAAUCUGCAUAGUUAUUAACUGAGUUAACUUAACAUGAUGAUUGCACAAAUUAUUCG